Messenger RNA from Bursaphelenchus xylophilus (pine wood nematode), 1052 nucleotides. The record is from the annotation of a GenBank genome assembly. Lineage: Eukaryota; Metazoa; Nematoda; Chromadorea; Rhabditida; Aphelenchoididae.
AUGCCAGGUAAAACAAGAAAGCCCAAAGUUUUCAACACUCUGAAAUUAGAUGAACCUAACAGAGGAAGAGUUAACGUUGAUCUACAUGAAGAGAUCCAGGAACCACUUCAGAAUGUCGUUUCUUUCGUCCAAGUAAGUGUUUUAUUACUACUGUAUUUCAACUUGUCCUUAGGAAAGGUAUCCCGGCUUCUUCGAGUGCCCUGAAAAGUGUGAAAAAUAUGAGUUUGAGAUUGGAUCACAAGAAGAUGGAUUCCCUCCAGUCCUUGAUCUUAGCGCUUACUUCAGAGGUGAUGAACCACGGAAACCGUUCCCAGGAAAAAGUAUUUUCCUUACGGAAUACGAAAGAUUGAACGGGGAGAUUAAAGAUGGUAAGCCGUGUUUUAGCAGAAUUUGUAUGUUUUAGAGGCCAUUGAUUCGAAUAUUCCUGAACAGAAAGAAGACUACAAUGAUAUUGAAGCGGAGAAUUGGAAGAAAAUAAAGGCAAUGGAUGAUUAUGAGAUUGAAAAAGCUAGGCAAGAGAUAUAUGAAAGGCUGAGUAAAGAAUCUAUAGAUUUUUUGAAGAACCGAGCAAAAGAAAAUAAACUGAAUAAAGGUAUGUCUCAAUUACCUUUCCUGUUUUAUAAUUUUAAUUGAAAUUUGUACAAUUUUUUUUAAUUACUUUAGUGUCACUUUUUAAACAACAAAGGCAAGGCUUGGCAAAAAAGGAAACACCUGGAACCAGUAAAAAAUUGGAAGAACAUCUUGUUAAGAACCUUGAAGUGAUAUCAGAUAAAAUGGAAGAUAAUCCAGACACAAUGGAAUCUUUGGAAAGGUUGGCUAUGGAUCCAAUUCAUAUGGAUUUUGCUUCCAAGUACAUGAAGUCUGUGUUGCCCAGACAAGAACAGAAUAUGGUUCUUUUGUUCGAGAAAUUGAAAGUACCAAACAAGUAGGAUCCAAUUGAAGUAACUAUUUUUGUUAUCCUUUCCAGAAAUUACGAUGGAAAUGAUAAAUUAGUAAACAAGGCCCGAGAGAAUUUGGAUGAGAUCAGUAAUCUCUUUUUGGAGGAAUUGUAA